This is a messenger RNA of Acipenser ruthenus (sterlet), 1092 nucleotides long. RefSeq names its product succinate dehydrogenase complex assembly factor 3 (gene sdhaf3). Gene Ontology annotation, biological process: succinate metabolic process; mitochondrial respiratory chain complex II assembly. Gene Ontology annotation, cellular component: mitochondrion; mitochondrial intermembrane space. The record is from RefSeq and is a predicted model, not a curated record. The transcript is spliced from 2 exons. The coding region runs from base 198 to 575 and encodes 125 amino acids. Lineage: Eukaryota; Metazoa; Chordata; Actinopteri; Acipenseriformes; Acipenseridae.
GCGCGGCUGUGCAGCCGCCAAAGCACGUGGAUGCGUGACCUGGUGAUGUCUUUUCCGGAAGAGGUCACGCAGACUUAGGAAAGUCUGCGUGUCGUGAACGCGGCGAAUGUCAACACUCAAUGUAGCAUGUUACAAAACCUCACACGCUACAUGAAUACAGUUGUAAAACAAAGUGUUUUGUGUACCAGCAGAAGACAAUGUCAAAUCCAGCGCACGUAUUUAAAGUGAGGUUUUUAUACAAGAGAAUCCUAAUGCUGCACAAAUUGUUGCCUUUAGACUUGAAAGCACUGGGAGAUCAGUAUGUCAAAGAUGAAUUCAAGAGAAACAAGAUUGCAGCUCCCGAGGAAGCCAAGAGAUUUAUGGUGGAAUGGGAGGGGUAUAAGGAUACAUUACAGACUCAGGUGAUGGAAGCUGCAAGAAACAAAUUCAAGCAAAAUCAUUUUGGGGGUGACCUUCCAGAAGAACAAUUAAACCACUUUAAUGAAGACCAGGUCGGACAGUUGUAUGAACUAAUGCAAGAAGCAACAAAACCAAAUCGUCAGUUUAACAUUCAAGAUGAUUCACUUCACAAGUAACUAGCAGUAUGCCAAGGAUUUAUGAAUCUGUUUUAAAGAAAAUGUUACUUAAUAACAAAAAUGUGUGAAUCAUAAUGUGAUUGUAAGAUUUAUGAUGUAUAAAAACCAUUAAAAUUAACCUUUGAACCAGAAAAUAGCCAUAACAUUUUGUUGGUCAAUUCUAAAAAAUAAAAAAAAAGUAAAGUAUGUUUAAAAACAAAAACAAUAUGUUAUUUAGGGUUGCAUUGUUAGGAUUGUUUCUCUUAAUACUUUUUAUUGUUUUAACAAAAGCAAGAAAUAUGUUUAUCUUUUCACAAAAAUAAAUAUCUGUUGUCCUGAACACAUUUUUAAGUAUAAAACAGUAAAAUAAUAUAAAUGUGCAAAAUGUAUGUAUAUGUUCCCUGAUUUUAAUGUUCUUGAUUGUUCUAAAAUAAUAUACUAUGGUCAGUCUAGCUGUCUGAUUUGAGGUAUUUUGAGCAAACCAAGAGACUUAACUCUUUAGAACAUUUUCUAAAAGAAAUAAAGCAGUUAUUAAAUG